Molecule: messenger RNA, 246 nt
Organism: Knipowitschia caucasica
Lineage: Eukaryota; Metazoa; Chordata; Actinopteri; Gobiiformes; Gobiidae
Source: the annotation of a GenBank genome assembly
AUGGCUAAGCCCCGCCCCUCAUCUGAAAACAUUGCAUGUGCCGCUCUCACAGACGUCCCUCUGGCUUUGAAGCAGCGCGAGAACAUUACAGACACUCCACAUCUGGACAGGGAGGAGAGACUGUGGCUUUACAGUGCACAGCAGCAGCAGCAGCAGCACGGAGAGCGUGGACAGCGUGGACAGCGUGGACAGCCUGACACACAUAGCCCUGUGGAAGCACCCUGCAUUGGUGCACAGUCAACAUGA